Molecule: messenger RNA, 4166 nt
Organism: Xyrichtys novacula (pearly razorfish)
Lineage: Eukaryota; Metazoa; Chordata; Actinopteri; Labriformes; Labridae
Source: the annotation of a GenBank genome assembly
AGCUCUGACUGCGCUCGUGUCGCUCAGCUGGGGGCGUCACAGUGUUUAUGAAAGGCGUGGAGCCGCGCCGCAGCGCUCUGCUCUGCGCCGGUGCGUGUUAUUGGCUCUCACCUGAACAGGAAGACUUGACGCAAGGUAGUACUGGUGCAACAGGUAAAUCUGUUUGUUAAAAUAGAAAGACACAUUUGUAUUCAUAUCAAAUUAGUCUAAUUAAGAUACUUCUUCCGUACAGCUGUGCAGGAAGUGAUGCGCCAACGCUUAUUUAGAAUAAUGUUGACGUAAUUUGACACAAAGGCGAGAUCGUCACAAAGGCAGAUUUUCUGUAACGUACAAAAAGGUUUAUUAAUGUAAGAAAAUGAAUCUUAAAUUAUGUUGUUAUCGCGUGGAGGUCCUGCUCUCAGGAAACCGAAACUUAACCAGAAGAGUGACUCUGUCAGACCCUGCCCUGUGACGACGCAGAAACACUGGAGUCCAGCGUGGUUAGACUUUGCUCCUCAGCAUAUAUAGCGAUUAAACAGAUUUGACAGCAAACGAAACUUUGAAGUUACGAUAUAAUCUGUGUAAUCCUUAAAUUUGUGUUAGCAUGCAUUUUCUACUCUGACUCUCUGAACUUGCGUGAUAAUUUUAUUUAAUGAUUUCCUUGUUCUGUUCUUUGUCACGCUGGUUUGUCACUUCCAAGCUACAAAGAUGGUGAAUAUAUUUUAUCAUAGGCUAUCUAGCCACGCAUAUAACGUCAGUAUAAUCAGGUGGAUUUGGGUCUGUAGCAGCCUGAAAAACUUAAAACUAAGAGGAAAAUAUGAAUUUUUGAAUGGCUAGUUAACACAAACGCUAUUUGUCUAAGAUAAGAAAAAGCAUGAAAAAGCGUACCAAAUCAACACAACUUCAAAACAAAUAUUUGUACUUGUUUGUUUACGUGUUUGCAACAGUGUCUGACAUUUCUUAUACUAUCACCUUUGUAUUUUAAUUUCAAGACUUCAAAACAAUCACGUUUUGAAAAGCCACCCAUACUCUGUAAAGUCUAUAGAUUGUACAGGUGCAGCUCAAAAAAACGUCCUGAGAAGGUUUUCUUUUUUCCCCAUUAGCUUACUGAAUUUUAACUUAUUCUAGACUCAUCACUCAUUUAUCACACAGAAUUGAAUAUUUUUAAGGCUUUUUUUUUUGGCUUGAAUUUUGAUGAUUACAACUUACAACCAUAAGACGACAAUUAAAAUCAAACAUCCACCAUCUCAAAACAUUAGAGUGUUGUGAAAAAGUACAGUUCUUGUCAGUUUUUUCAGUCCUGAAAAGAGCUCUUCUUAGCUAAUAGACUUAUAACAAUUGCAAAGGUUGACUGAGCCUUUAUUUUCUCUCUCCGGUUCGGCACACACACCCAUAAUCAUUGGGUAAAUGUCUGACUUAAAGGGUUAUUACGGUGUAAAAUUAAGUAAGGGUCAAACACACCGUAACACCGAGUUAGACACCCUGUUGAGAGAUGAAUGUUGCUGACCGCUUGUUUCUGUAGUUAUACCAACUUUAGUAACGACCGCAGAUAGCAAUACAGAGAGCCACGUGCUCAAACCAAAAAGCCACACUAUAGCCACAAAUAAUGCUCUGAACAGCACCUAACUUCAUCGACAGUACAUAUAGGGUCCCAGCCAUAGCACUCACCCACUCUCUUCCAGCAGCUGCUUGUUUGUACGGAGACCUCCGGGCAAGUUGAUCGACUGCAGUGGAGUGGCGCAGCUCAAGGAAGAACAUUUAUGAUCAUUUCUUUAUCAUUUCCUUGAAGUAAUAAUCACCACAUUAAUCAUUUUGCACUGCAGACGCGGUCGUUCUUCUGCCUUAGCAUCUCGGUCUGAUUGCGUUUCCAUGAGGAAAUGAGUGGCUUUUUGCUUUAGCGCGUGGUUCUCUGUAUUGCUAUCUGCGGUCGUUACUAAAGUUGGUAUAACAAGAGAAACAAGCGGUCAGCAACUCUCAACGGGGUGUCUAACUCCAUGUUACGGUGUGUUUGACCCUAACUCAAUUUUAGGCUGGAAUAUCCCCUUAUCGAUAUUAUAUCCAUAUUGUGUAUCUAUUUUUUUGGAUUGGUGUUUCACAAUUUUCCAAUCUUUUGAGAUAAUGGGUUAUUGCCAUGCUAACUUGUUGAGCCUCACCUGUACAUCUGAAGUCUAACUCUGAGAUUUCUGUUUUCCCAGUGUCCUCACCAUGUCUGCAAGUGAGACUGAAACAAAUACUUCCAAGAAAUAUCCAGAAGCAUUUGCUCUGGAACUCACUUGCCCAAUCUGCUUGGGGCUCUUUUCUGAUCCAGUUUCUCUCCCCUGUGGUCACAUCUACUGCUUAGCCUGUCUUCAGACCAUGGGAAAGGGCCUCGACCAGCACAGCUGCCCUGAAUGCCAGGUAGAGUACCAGGGUACCAGUGCCCUUGUGAAAAGCUAUAGAAUGUGCAGCAUUGUAGAGACCUACAAAGCUACUGCUGGGAGAGUGAACCCUGAUGCAGACCCCCUUGAUGUUGUGAUGGAGGAGAGAGAUGACAGGUCUGUUUUAAAAGAACCAAGCACAAAAGGGACAGCAGAGGAAGAAAGCUCAGAAAGAAAUAAAAAGGAUGACAUUCAAAUUGGGUCUGGAUUCACAGAGCAGCCCUUGUCUUCAGACCAAGAUAAAAGUGGUGGCAAAUGCAAGACUGAAAUGAAAGAACCCAAAUUCAAACUAGCAUCACAAGUCACAGAGCUCACCCUGAAGUUGGAGUUGGCAGAAAGCGUGUUGAAGAAAGAGAAGGAACAUGAGUUGGAGGUGACUACUGCUAAUAAUCAGCUGAGAGAGAAAGCAUCCGAACUAUUGGAGCAGGUAAAAGUUCUGAUGCAAAGCUACAGCACACAGGUGAUGCAGCUGAUCGAAGAAGAGCUGGGUCCAUGUGAAGAAGGUAUAAGCCAUCGCAUCAGCCAGGCUUCGGAGCUGACCAAGCAGCUGAGACAAGCUGUUCUUACUGCAGAGUCCCUUCUGACUGAAGAGGAUGAGGCUACAUUCACUGAUGACCUCCAGACUUUACAGCCUCGCAUUAUGGAGCUCCUGGCCAAGCCUGUAGAAGAAGACGACCAAACUGCACCUAAAGUAAAUGUGGCAAAAGCCUGUCCCAAACUCGUAAAGGUGAAUGCUGAAACGAGGGAAAGAUUCAGAGAGAUUCAGCGCUCCCUUCGAAACACCAUCAACCCUUCAGAGGUGACCUUUGACCCUGAAACAGCCCAUCCUAAUCUAGUCUUAGCAGGUGACUUGAAGACUGUGACUUUCAGUGCCACUAAACAACCCUACCCACCCUCCCCAAUGAGGUUCACAAGCUUCUUCCAGGUCCUCAGCACCCAGAGCUUCUUUGAAGGAGAGCACAGCUGGGAGGUAGAGUUGGAGGGGUCUCCCUGGAUCAUCGGCAUAUGCUACAGUGAAAAGCUUGCGCGUAGCGGGUUGCCGUCAGCUCUUGAGAGUAGCCGCAGCUCCUGGUGUCUGAUGUGGUUCAACAACCUGCUGACAGCCUUUGAGCAGGGUCACAGUGUUCCCCUGAAGAGGACCACAGUGUCGUGCAGGCUGGAGAUAAGGCUGAGUUUCAAGACGCACAGGCUAAGCUUUUACAACAUCAGCUCCAUCAGUGGGAAGACUCAUGUGUACACAUUUAAGGCUAACCUAACUGAACCAGUGCACCUGGCCUACAGAAUGAUGUCAGGGAUUCCCAAUGCACGUGUCACUAUUCAUUCAUAACACCUUCUGCAUUACAGGAUGGAAGCACAGUUGAUAGGAAGCUGAUUUAUGUGUGCAUGUGUCAGGCUUAUGUUGUUUCUCAGAUGAGAACCUUAUUGCAGUGUGCUAGAAAUAUAAUACCCAAAUACAGAAUUAAAAUGUUUGACUACAUUUGUUUUAUUGUUUUAAAUCUUACUUCAUAAUGCAUAUUACAAUAUGGACUGUAAAUCGUAAACACAACAGGCACAAACCUUGUAAAAAUAUUAAGUGUAUUAUAAUUUCCUUUUAUAUUCAAAGCAGUCAUGUUUAUAUUUUGUGUUUUGUUAUAUUUAUGAUUACUUUUCAAAAUAAUUGAAAAUUUGUACUGGAAACAUUACUUCUUUGAAUGAAAAAAAUGCAGCACAAUAUCUCUGAUCUUUAACACACCUCCCCUGUCUUCAUUAAAAAGUCUCAGUCUCGUCAAA